AAAAAAAAUCAGUCACAUUAGCAUGCUGUCUUAAACUGAUAAGUUGUUUUUUCUUAAAUACGUGCUAUAUUUACUAGUUGUGUGAUAAUAAUUUUAAUUAAAAAAUGGAUUUCUCAUCAUCAAAAGUUCAGAAACAAGAUAGGCCAAAAUUCAGCCUACUUCACCUUUUAUUCCUAAAUAGUAUCAGCCUGUUUUUCAUUAUUAUAUUUUCAAUAGUCUUUUUCAUAUAUACGAUAAUAUUAAAUAUUUAUUUAAAAUUAAAAAUUGGAAAAAGUUAUGGCGGAGUUGUACCACCAAGGGAUUUAAUAUUUUUCUUACCUGACGUUUCGGUAUGUCAUAUUACCACUGUAGCAUAUGCUCGCUGUGACAAAAAAAUUGACAUGGUCAAGAGAGUUAAAGAAAUUAUACAGGAAAAGAUAUUUGAUUUUCCGGACAACUAUCCUAAGCUUACUAGCUCGACUCAUUCUUUUCAUGGUUACUAUUUCACCAAAAAAUAUGACUGUAAUGUCAAUGAUGUUGUUAAAGAAAUACACUUAGAUAAAAAUAAAGAACUCACAGAAGAAUUUUUAAAGAAGUAUACUGCCAAGGUGACAAAUGCGGAAUUUGGAAAAAAUGGAUCUGUACUUUGGGAUAUACAUGUUGGACCUUGUCCUAUUAAGGAAACACAAAACGGCGUUUACAGGUAUCCAAUCAUAUCAAGGUUUCAUCAUUCAAUCGCUGAUGGAACUUCUCUAGUGAAUCUUAUAAUCCACGUAUUUGGAGAUAAGGGAUGCGAAAAUUAUGGAAAGAAAAUUUUCGAAAAGGUGUUAAAAAAGCAAAGUAGUGGCAAACAGCGCAAAAGUUUUAGUGAAUGGGUAGAAGCAAAUGUGGUUAAUCUAAUAAAAAUGACUUCGGUGUACAUGGAACUUUUAUUCGUAUCUGCGGGAAAAUACGUAGCGAAAAGCCAUUUAAGGUCACAGGACGUAAAUGCCCUUCAUGGAAAAUUAUUAACAGGGGAAAAAUUAUGUGCCUGGGUAGCAGAAGACACAGUAGAAUGCAUACCAAUGGUAAAAAGAAUAAAAAACAAGACAAAAACCCAAUUUAUGUGCGUUGUCUCUACUGCAGUAGCUGCUAGUUUGUCAAAUUAUUUUAAAAGGAAUGACCUGCCUAUACCAGAGGACAUGUCUGGACUAAUAGCAGUUCUGCUGGAUUAUCCCGACGUUUGAUACGACUAAACCUGUGGCACUAAAAAAUAAAGCUGGUGCAGUAUUUUUUGAUACACCAAUGACUUAUGGAUCUAUUACUUUGGUAGAAGCAUUGAAAAACGUUUCAAAAGAAUGGGAAAGGCAAAUAGGAUUAGCUGAUGCUUUGGUUGGUACUAUACUUGUCCGCUUGCUGGGUUUAAUUCCACCCAUAUUAUUAGUAAAACAUCUUGAAUGGAAAUUCUCCUAUAUUUUAACCAAUGUACCUGGUGGUUCGACUAUAAAUACCCGAGAUGGUUGGAUUUUUGAAAAAUUUAUACCUAUAGCACCUAACGUAUUACUAGCUGGUGUGUCUAUUGCAAUACUGAGCUAUGACGAAAAAUUUAAUAUAGGAGUACUGAUUGAUAAGGCAUUAGUAAAAUCUCAAGAGGAAGUUCAAAUGAUAGCAGACGAUAUUUUAAUUUCUAUAAAAUCGUUGGAUCAUCAACUAGAAAAGUAGGAUUAGCUGAAGUUAGAGAUGCAAAGUUAUAUUAAUAUAUAUAUAUAUUUAAGAUAUUUUUUUUAUUUCCAUUUUUUUAUUAUUUAAA
This is a messenger RNA of Anthonomus grandis grandis, 1768 nucleotides long. RefSeq lists its product as uncharacterized. The transcript has 8 exons. Gene Ontology annotation, molecular function: long-chain-alcohol O-fatty-acyltransferase activity; diacylglycerol O-acyltransferase activity. Gene Ontology annotation, cellular component: plasma membrane. The record is from RefSeq and is a predicted model, not a curated record. Gene Ontology annotation, biological process: triglyceride biosynthetic process. NCBI's taxonomy places the organism in Eukaryota, Metazoa, Arthropoda, Insecta, Coleoptera, Curculionidae. Bases 105 to 1205 code for a protein of 366 amino acids.